UGCAGACGACAAAAUUCGCUUGUGAGUUCGGUUUACAAUUACUUCAAAAUGCCUUACGUUUAUGUCGGAAAGCGAAAUUUCUAUAUUGGGAAAAGGUUAUGGGAAAUAGUGGGGAAUUUGAAAAAUUUUGGUGAAGGCAGAAUUCUUGUUCGAAGUAAAUUUGAGAGGUAUCCAGAAGUCUCGUACGUCAAGAUUAUUCGAGCGGAGCCUCUCAUGGAUGAGGAAAAUAUGUUUGGUAGGGUACUUGUUGAACAAGUUUUUAGAGGAAGACCUUAUGGAGAGUAUGACUUAUCCAAAACUGCUUACAAGAAUGACUUCAAACUAGUUCCCAAAGAUGAAGAGGAGUUCUAUCUUAGCCGAACUAUGAAGGCAGAGGAAUUGGAGAAGCUUAAAAAACCCUUGCCAGAAUUUAUUCAAUUUCCUCCUCUAUUAAAGGAAAUGAUCUCCAAACAGGAAAAUAACCCUAACCCUUUAUUGAAAGCAGUGUAUAAGUUUGGUCCCAAUAAUGCCUCAGUAUUUAUACAGCCUGGUGCAGUAUGCAACAAAACACAAAUUGAGAAUUCUAAAGCACCUCAUCUGUAUGAAAAUUUAAGACCUUAACGUAGUGGAGAUGGGAUUACACUGCAGUCAAAAAUUUUA
Messenger RNA from Daphnia carinata, 639 nucleotides. RefSeq lists its product as uncharacterized. The record is from RefSeq and is a predicted model, not a curated record. The transcript has 3 exons. Gene Ontology annotation, biological process: mitochondrial translation. Lineage: Eukaryota; Metazoa; Arthropoda; Branchiopoda; Diplostraca; Daphniidae. Gene Ontology annotation, molecular function: structural constituent of ribosome. Gene Ontology annotation, cellular component: mitochondrion; mitochondrial small ribosomal subunit. The coding region runs from base 49 to 600 and encodes 183 amino acids.